Neoarthrinium moseri is the source of this 2325-nucleotide messenger RNA. RefSeq lists its product as uncharacterized. Gene Ontology annotation, molecular function: DNA binding; DNA-binding transcription factor activity, RNA polymerase II-specific; zinc ion binding. Gene Ontology annotation, biological process: regulation of DNA-templated transcription; DNA-templated transcription. The coding region runs from base 1 to 2325 and encodes 774 amino acids. Lineage: Eukaryota; Fungi; Ascomycota; Sordariomycetes; Amphisphaeriales; Apiosporaceae. Gene Ontology annotation, cellular component: nucleus. The transcript has 4 exons. The record is from RefSeq and is a predicted model, not a curated record.
AUGUCGGCCUCGUCCACGGGUCUGCCGCAAGGUGUCGGCGAUAAUGGCGGCAGCGCCAUCAGCGUAGACCCCGGCGAGUCUUCGUCCGCCUCGACGCCGCCGGUUAAGCGGGCUCGUGUGCUACUAUCCUGCCACGCCUGCCGGGGUUCCAAGCUCAAGUGCGACCGGCAGGUGCCAUGCGGUCAGUGCCUAAAGAAGGGCCGGCCUGAGGGAUGUGCUUACGCGCCGCGGCCCAACAAACAGAAGCCGGCCAAGGGCAUGGCGGCGCGGCUCAAGCGGCUGGAGGGCAUGGUACGCGGGAUGCUGGACGAGAACGGCGCCCCGCUCAGCAAUAGCAACAGCGGUGGUCGCGGUCUAGAGCGGGCACAUCAAAGCGAGGCGCCACUGGAGGCAGGCGGCCAGGUUGUAAGGGGGGAUCGGGCUACCAGUUACGUGGGCGGGACACACUUCAUGGCGAUUCUAGAGGAUAUUGACGAGCUGAAGAACUACUUCGAGUACCCCGAAGAGGAGGAGGCGGAUGCGAACGGUGACCCCUACGAGCCGGCUGGGUCGCCCGAGUUUCUUCUGCUUUCCAAGAACGUGCCUCGAAACAGGGAAGAGCUGUUGGCUCUUUUACCGGAGAGGAGCGUAAUAGAUAGACUGAUGAUGCGUUAUUUCAACUCCAACAGUCCCUCCCAGCAUAUCCUCCACAAGCCGACAUUUAGUAAGGAAUAUCAUCGAUUCUGGCAGGACUCUUCGUCUGCCCCGUUACAUUGGAUCGCCAUCCUGUUUAUGGUCACCAGCCUGGGAGUUUUCUUCUCAUCGUUUCAGGCCCCCCACGAACUAGAAGGAGAUUCUCCUAUGCCAGCCAUGGACCGGUACAGAGUCUGCCGAGGGGCUGCCGGAACAGCUCUUAUCUGGGGCAAAUAUUCACAACCUAAUCAGCACACUCUCCAGGCUUUGAUGCUAUAUGUGGAAGCAGACUUCCUGGUGAAUCGCGAAUCCCAGAUGAACUGCUAUCUACUCUCGUCGGUUCUCAUCAGACUGAUGUUGAAAAUGGGACUUCAUCGAGAUCCGAGCAAGUUGCCCAACAUAUCUGCAUACGACGGCGAGAUGCGGCGACGGGCCUGGAACCUAGCCAUUCAGAUCGACCUGUUGGUAGCAUUUCAUCUUGGUCUGCCGGCCAUGAUUCACGGCAUUGAGAGCGAUACUGCGCUCCCGCGGAAUCUACUGGACACGGAUUUUCACGAAGAUAGCAAGGAGUUGCCACUAUCCAGGCCGACUUCAGACUACACACCCUUGACCUAUCCGAUCCACAAAGCUGCCAUCUGCCGGGCCUUUGGUCUCGUCGCCCGUCAGGCCCAUUCGCUUACCAUACCGACAUACGCAGAAAUCAUGAAGAUAGAUGCGAUCAUCGAGGAGACAUACAGCAAUGUGCCAGCGUUUAUGAAGGUGAAGGCCAUGGAAGAGAGUAUCACAGACCCUCCAAUGCAGAUUAUACAACGGUUCGGUCUCGCUAGCAUUUACCAGAAGAGUCGAUGCGUGCUACACCGGAAGUACAUCACUGAUCCUGUUCCCAAGAAAGAGCACGAAUACUCCAGGAAGGCUUGCCUGUCGGCUGCGCUCAAGUUGCUCGAGUACCAGAGCACAAUGUACGAGGCUUGCAAACCCGGGGCGAUGCUCAGUCAAAAUGGUUGGUUCAUCUCGUCACUUGCCAUUAAUGAUUUCUUGAUGGCGGACAUGGUCGUUGCUCUUAUAAUUCAGAGCAGCCAAUACUCAGAGGUUGGUGGUAAUUACGACUGGAUUACCCAGGGAACGCCGACUCCGACGAAGGAUGAGCUCUUGCAGAUCCUGAGAAGGUCUCUUUUCGUCUGGCAACAAAUGGCGACCAGGGUGCCUGAUUGCAGAAAGGCAUUCGAGCUCGUGGAAACUGUUGUUAGGAAGAUCGAGGCGCAAAUGGGCAUAACACCAGUACCCAUCCCGAGCGACGAGGGAACGAAAUCAGCCAACGACGAGGCGACCUCGAUGCAAGGACUGACCAUGGCUACAAAUGCCAACAGCAACGGCGAAGCCCCGGCGGGUAUGGAUGAGAGUGCCUCGUUCGAUUUCGGAGAACCCUCAUUCUUCAAUAACCCAAGUUCGAAUACAGUGAAUAACGUGCGAGCCCCAGACGCUUCUUUGCUGAACAUGCCGAGUGAUUACGACUGGAACCAGUUUGACAACUUCACGCGUGGUGGGCCCGACCGGUCGUUCCAGGUGCCGGAUUCGUGGCUUGAUAGAAAUCCGCUGGAUGACUUGGACUUCAUCACCUCCACAUCCUGGGAUCCGACAGCACGAACGGGGUGA